Messenger RNA from Anopheles gambiae (African malaria mosquito), 3085 nucleotides. RefSeq lists its product as uncharacterized. Bases 431 to 3085 code for a protein of 884 amino acids. Lineage: Eukaryota; Metazoa; Arthropoda; Insecta; Diptera; Culicidae. The record is from RefSeq and is a predicted model, not a curated record. The transcript has a single exon. Gene Ontology annotation, biological process: proteolysis. Gene Ontology annotation, molecular function: aspartic-type endopeptidase activity.
UGGGCCAACCUGAUGAUCCCGUAGAUCGCUACCGAGGACACUCAUCGGGCGUAGAUCGAAGUGUGUGUGCGAUCUAUCGGGAGGUCAGCGAACGCGCGCUCGGCACGAUGCGUGAGUGCCGAUCGAGGAGAAAGAUAUGGCGCGCGCUUGAGAAAGGUCGUGGAACAAAGUGGUAGCAAAAUUGUUUACGAGUUAUUAAUAAUAAACAAAGACUUUCCAAUCCCAUCGUUUUGAAGGAAGUAACGCGUUAACGUUUCUUAGCGUUCUUCGAAAGAAAACGAAAAUAUAACAGUGGCGACGAGUUGAAAAAAAAACAAAUAAGACUUUCACAGUGCAGUGCAAUUAGUACGAAAGGCAUUGUUAAAGUGUUCGCGUGUGAAGUGCAUCCUUUACCGGAAAAGAGAGGCAAUUCCAUCGAAGCGGCAUUAAAAUGUUUAAUCCCGAAGGCGAUGCCGAGAUGGAAGAGCAGCGACGUUUGUCUCUAAACGGUGCAAGGGCUCUGAACCCGGGCUUUGUUCAGCCAACGCAAAGUGCACCGAUGCAACCAGCACAACCGCCAUCGCAAAAUCCCGUUGCUUCAUCGGCACAAGCAGGACUAGUCAUGACAGGUUCUGAAACGGGAAUGUUUUUGCAAAUGCUGAAUCUUAUGCAGCAGCAAAUGCAGCAGCAGCAGCAACAGCUAUCUCAGCAGCAACAAAUGAUGGCACACAUGAUGCAACAAACACCACACACGACAGCGCAGCCCCAACAACAAGCCCAGCAGGCUCAACAGUACGCACAGCAGCCCGCAGCACCAAGGAAUCCAGAGUUGAUUAUGGAUGCUUUGGCAGGAAGCAUCAACGAGUUUCGGUUCGAGGCAGAAUCCGGCGUGACGUUCCCUGCAUGGUAUGCACGUUACGAGGAUUUGUUCGUGCAAGACGCCUCCCGACUAGAGGAUUCAGCGAAAGUGCGGCUGCUCAUUCGCAAAUUGGGCACAGCGGAACACGCGCGGUACUGCAACUUCAUCCUUCCCCGUGUUCCCCGCGACCUCACGUUCGACGAUACAGUUAGCAAACUGAAGGCCCUAUUUGGAAGCGCGGAGUCCCUACUUAGCAAGCGAUACAAGUGUUUGCAAAUUGUGAAAGCUCAUAACGAAGACCUGAUGACAUUCGCAUGUCGGGUUAAUCGCGCUUGUGUUGAUUUCCAAUUCAGCGCUAUGACCGAGGAGCAGUUCAAAUGCUUAAUGCUUGUUUGUGGGUUGAGAGAGGAAGGCGAUGCUGAAAUCCGCACACGGCUUCUUGCUCGCAUCGAGGACAAGGCAGACCUCACGCUGGAGCAGCUUUCUGCCGAAGCUCAGCGCAUCACAAGCUUGAAGGUGGACAGCGCGAUGAUAGCCACCGAGGGAAACGAGCGAGUUUUCGCUAUGCGCGGUGACUACAAGCAGCGGUACGCGCAGCAGACACAACGCAGCUUCAGCAAACAGCAGCAUCCUCAGCAAGCAGACAGAAGCGCACCAGCAGCGAAACCACCGGGUCCAUGCUGGUUAUGCGGCGAUCAUCAUUGGAUACGAGAUUGUUCGUACCGGUCGCAUAAGUGCGAGGAUUGUGGCAAGUAUGGGCACCGCGAAGGGCAUUGUAACACUGCAGGGCGAAAGAAAAGAAAAAAUAAUUUCUACAAGCGCUCUUCAGUAGCGACAAGGGUAGUUUCCGUUAAUAUUUUUAGCGUACAACAAAACCGGAAAUAUGUGACUAUCCACAUUGGGCAGAAAUCGGCCAGGUUACAGCUCGACACUGGCUCGGACAUUACGAUCAUAGGACGAAAGACCUGGAAACAGCUCGGCAUGCCAACUCUAUCUCCAGCGCAAGUGCACGCGAAAACGGCAACUGGUGCACACAUUCAGCUGGAUGGCGAAUUUGAAGCGGAUAUCACGAUUAACGGAAGGACUGAAACGGCGAUAAUAAGAGUCAUUCCGUCAGAUUUGCAGCUAUUAGGAGCCGAUCUAAUUGAUAUCUUUUCGCUUGCAGCCAUGCCGAUGAACCAGUUUUGCAACAGAAUAGAGAGCGAUUCUGCAAAAUGGGAGAAGCGAUUUCCAGCUGUUUUCCACGGUACAGGUUUAUGCACAAAGGCCAACAUAAAGCUGCAAUUGAAGGAAAAUGUCCGUCCUAUUUUCUGUCCGAAGCGUCCCGUAGCUUACGCUAUGCAGGCAACAGUCGAGAAAGAGCUAGACAGGCUACAAGCACUCAAAGUCAUUACGCCAGUUGACUAUUCCGAGUGGGCCGCACCGAUUGUCGUCGUUAGAAAGGGGAACGGUAGUAUUCGCAUUUGUGGGGAUUACUCCACCGGACUAAAUUCAGCUCUUCGGUCAUACGAAUACCCAUUACCGCUUCCAGACGAUAUUUUCGCUAAGCUAGCCCAAAGCAGAUUCUUUAGCAAAAUCGACCUUUCAGACGCCUUUUUACAGGUCGAAAUUGAUGCCAAAUACCGACCCUUGCUAACCAUAAAUACACAUCGCGGCUUAUAUUAUUACAAUCGCCUGCCGCCCGGCAUCAAAAUAGCUCCUGCAGCAUUCCAGCAGCUAAUAGACACCAUGCUUGCUGGACUAAAAGGAACAUCCGGAUAUAUGGAUGACGUAAUCGUUGGAGGCAAAACGGAACGCGAGCACGAUGAAAAUCUGCUGAAUCUAUUCCGCCGAAUACAGGAAUUCGGAUUCACUAUCCGUGCAGACAAAUGUGCGUUCAAAAUGCAGCAGAUAGAGUAUCUGGGUUUCAUCGUCGAUAGUCGUGGCCUUAGACCAAACCCAGCAAAAAUCGACAUAAUUCAGAAGCUGCCAACACCAACAAAUAUCAGCGAGGUACGUUCAUUCCUAGGCGCGAUCAACUACUAUGGAAAGUUCGUUUCGAAAAUGCGCGACCUACGAUACCCGCUAGAUAUGCUAUUGAAAGACGAGAGCAAAUUUUUAUGGACUCGGGAAUGUGAUCGAGCCUUCAGCAAAUUUAAGGAAAUUCUCUCGUCCGAUUUACUGCUGACACAUUAUGACCCGAACGCCGAAAUUGUGGUAUCUGCAGAUGCAUCAGCAGUUGGACUUGGUGCAACAAUUAGCCACUAA